Molecule: messenger RNA, 1856 nt
Organism: Austrofundulus limnaeus
Lineage: Eukaryota; Metazoa; Chordata; Actinopteri; Cyprinodontiformes; Rivulidae
Product: phosphoglucomutase-1
Exons: 11
Coding region: 116-1810 (564 amino acids)
Biological process (GO): carbohydrate metabolic process
Cellular component (GO): cytosol
Molecular function (GO): magnesium ion binding; phosphoglucomutase activity
Source: RefSeq, a predicted model, not a curated record
AGGAGUCGAGCGCCAGCCUUCCCAUUCCGCACCAUUCCUCCAUGUCAAGUGACAGGGAAACGGAAGGUCCCUGCUCUCUACAAAGCACAUUUCCCUGGACCCUCAUCUUGAAACAAUGGAGAGUGGUCCUCUGCAGGUGCUGACCAUCCCUACGAGCCCCUACCCUGACCAGAGACCCGGUGUCAAUGGCCUGAGGAAGAAGGUUUAUGUGUUUCAGACCAGGAGAAACUAUCUGCACAACUUCAUCCAGAGCAUCUUCUCCUCCAUUGACUUACCUGACCGGCAGGGUUCAACCAUGGUGGUGGGAGGAGAUGGACGCUUCUUCAACAGACCUGCUGUUGAAGUCAUUGUUCAGAUGGCAGCUGCCAAUGGGAUUGGUCGCCUGAUCAUUGGACACCACGGGGUAAUGUCAACACCGGCCAUCUCCUGUGUGAUCAGGAAAUACAAAGCCAUCGGCGGUAUCAUCCUCACUGCCAGCCACAACCCUGGUGGACCUGAUGGAGACUUUGGCAUUAGGUUUAAUACUGCAAAUGGAGGGCCUGCGAAGGAGACCAUCACAAACAAGAUUUUUCAGCUCAGCCGGACCAUUGUGGAGUUUGCCAUUUGCCCCGGACUGCGUGUAGAUCUGAAAAAUCUGGGAAAACAGACGUUUGAUCUGGAGAACAAGUUUAAACCUUUCACAGUGGAAAUAGUUGAUCCUGUUGAAUCGUACGCUAACCUCAUGAGGAACAUCUUUGACUUUGCUGCUCUGAAGGAGCUUCUGUCUGGAGAGAACCACAUCAACAUAAGACUGGAUGCCAUGCAUGGAGUGGUUGGGCCUUAUGUGAGGAGGAUCCUGUGUGACGAGUUGGGUUGUUCUGCCAGUUCUGCCAUUAACUGUGUUCCCAUGGAGGACUUUGGGGGUCAACACCCCGAUCCCCACCCUAUGUACGCUACAGAUCUGGUUGACAGCAUGAGAGACCAACAGUUUGAUUUUGGUGCAGCAUUUGAUGGGGAUGGGGACCGGAACAUGAUCCUGGGUAAACACGGUCUCUUCGUCGCCCCGUCUGACUCGGUGGCUGUGAUCGCUGACAACGUCUUCUGCAUCCCCUACUUUCAGCGUACGGGCGUGAGGGGCUUCGCUCGCAGCAUGCCCACCAGCACGGCGUUAGACAGAGUAGCCAAAGCAACCAAAAUAGAUCUGUACGAGACUCCAACUGGGUGGAAGUUCUUUGGAAACCUGAUGGAUGCCGGCAUGCUGUCUUUGUGUGGGGAGGAGAGUUUUGGAACAGGAGGAGAUCACAUUCGAGAGAAGGAUGGGCUUUGGGCUGUGCUGGCAUGGCUCUCCAUCAUUUCCACUAAACGGCAGAGCGUGGAGGAGAUUCUGAAGGAGCACUGGCUAAAAUAUGGAAGAAACUACUUCACAAGGUACGACUAUGAGGAUGUCGACAUAGACGCAGCGUGCGACAUGAUGGAGGAUUUAGAGAUUCUGAUCACAGACAAAUCUUUUGUGAAGCAGAGGUUUGCUGUCGAAGACAAAAUCUACCAGGUGGAAAAAGCCGACAACUUUGAGUACACAGACCCAGCUGACAGCACCAUCUCCAGGAACCAGGGACUGCGGAUUAUCUUCUCUGAUGGUUCCCGCAUCAUCUACAGGCUCAGUGGGACGGGUGCUGAGGGGGCAACUGUUCGCAUUUAUAUCGACAGCUACGAGAAGGAACUCAUUUUUGAGGAGACACAGGUGAUGCUGGCUCCACUCGCAACUAUCGCCCUCAAGAUUUCUCAGCUUCAUCGCAGGACGGGUCGAAGUGGCCCGUCAGUCAUUACCUGAGGCCCCGCCCCCUUUCCAUUUAAUUUCACAAUCUUUCAUGUUAUGC